ACCAUACUGUGCUCAUGUAAAGUUUUGUCAUUUGUACACAGUGUAUCUGUUUGUUGCAUGUUUUUUCCUGUCUUCUCAGCCACAAGCCUAUUUAGCAGUGCAGGUGUUCGCUCUCUCAAACCUGCUUUCCUGUCACAAUGAAGAGCUACCUACACAUAGUCGCCUUCAUAAUCCUGAACUUCUCAACAGACUGUGGAGCUUGGGUCCAUGUGGUUUACAAGUCAAUAGGAGAAAUAGCACAUCUCACGUUGAAAGACCCCCCGAAUAUUUCAACAAUCAAAUGGAGGAAGGAUUCUAACCUGAUUGCAAUUGUAGAAAACAAAAGGCAGAGUACAAAGUUUACAAAAAAAUAUCAUAUACAUGUUUCUGACAACUCUUUGUUUAUCCAUAAUUUGACGCUGGAGGACUCUGGAUAUUAUAAAGCUCAAACUGGACAAUGGGAAGAAGAUGUAAUCCAGUACAAACUGAUAGUACAGGAGGCCGUCUCAAAACCAGUGAUCACUGUUAAUCACCAGAUAAACAACUCAUCCGUUUGCUACAUCUUGGUAACAUGUUCUGCUGAUGGCGACUCGGUGAUGUACAACUGUGAUCAUCAGCACUGCACUCUGACAAAUGCUACAUCCAAUACAGUGAACUUGACUGUCAGCUAUACAGAAGCAGAGGUGUUGGAAUGCACAGCCAGCAACCGUGUGAGCACGAAACAGACAUCAAUACACAAGAUUAACACAUGUCCUGAAAAAUCACUACUCACAACAACAAUCAUUUUUAUAAUAAGCAUAGCAGUGUUUGCUGUUCUGCUUAUCUGCAUUAUCUUUUUUACAAUACCAGAAAGAAGAAGAAAUAAAAACAGGGAAACUGGAGCCAAGGUGAAUCGUGGACUGGAUCUUUCACAGGGCACAGUCACACGGACAUCGACACACUCUGGACGAUAUAGAGAUGCCAAUCAGCCUGCAACACAUGUCUUUGGGGGCAUAAGGGACCAAACUUUGGGAAAAAUGGGAAAAAAACAUCUCCCCUACCAUCAUACAAACUAAAUUUGAUUAAUACAUUUAUUAAAUAUCUACAUUUCUUUUACUUUAAAGGUACAGAAUGUUUUUAAAUGUUUUAAAGUGGGUUGAUGGGUUGUUUUAAAAUAAAUGAACAUAAACCCACAUGAUUUCAAAAAUUCACUUUUUGUAAUUAUAUAUUUUUAAGUAAUGAUCAGUAAUGUCUCAUAUGAUAUUAUGAUAUUGUCAGUCGUAAUAUAUGGUGAUAAUUUAUAAUGAUAGAAACAUUUAUUUUGCUUUUAUGUAUGUGUAAAUACUAUAACAUUGCAACUAGAAGAACAGUUUUAGCAGUUUUUUAGACUGGUAGCCCACCUACUUCCUCUUCAGUUGGCUGCUGAUAGACCACAAACAUGCAACACACAAAUCUUUCACUUUAAACUUUCAAUCUUUUUGUAAUCCUUUAAACUGUAAUCUUUUGUAAUCUGGUUAGUUUAUGCAAAUUAACCAACUCAAACAUAUAAACUUCAUGACAUAUCAGUGAAUCCUAAAUAUAAAAGAUUUUCUAUAUAUUAGUAUAUAGAAAAAUAAAUAGCAAAAAAUCUCUAUACAUUUCUAUACAUUAGCUUUCUAUACAUAAUGUUUAACACUGCAAAUAGGCAAAACAGUGGGAACCAGGAUAGCAGUCUCUGUGUUCAUGAUGUUUUCUGAGUGGAUAUAUAAAGUCAAUUGGGCACAUUCAAUGUGUGAAUAAAAAGAAAAAUAUGGACAAAC
Messenger RNA from Tachysurus fulvidraco (yellow catfish), 1757 nucleotides. Its product is annotated as T-lymphocyte surface antigen Ly-9-like. The transcript has 5 exons. The coding region runs from base 138 to 1034 and encodes 298 amino acids. Lineage: Eukaryota; Metazoa; Chordata; Actinopteri; Siluriformes; Bagridae. The record is from RefSeq and is a predicted model, not a curated record.